CUUACACCAAGAACCAAGUGGACAUUGCCACCCAGGGCUGGUUCAUCGGGCUCAUGUGUGCCAUAGCCCUCCUGGUGCUCAUCCUGCUCAUCGUUUGCUUCAUCAAGAGGAGCAGAGGGGGGAAAUACCCAGUUCGAGACAACAAAGAUGAGCACCUAAACCCCGAGGACAAGAACGUGGAGGAUGGAUCCUUCGACUACAGUGAUGAAGACAACAAACCUCUUCCCAACAGCCAGACCUCGCUGGACGGGACGAUAAAGCAGCAGGAGAGCGACGACAGCUUGGUGGACUAUGGAGAGGGGGGAGAAGGGCAGUUCAACGAGGAUGGUUCCUUCAUCGGCCAGUACACGGUGAAGAAGGACAAAGAGGAGACUGAAGGCAAUGAGAGCUCCGAAGCCACAUCCCCAGUCAAUGCCAUCUACUCCCUGGCAUAGCUCAAUGCCCAGAAAACACCCAUAGCCUGAGGGUCUGUAGUGGAUGGGGGUUAAACUACAGCCACCGCCACUCCCUCCGACACCAACGUGGGAACGAAA
Molecule: messenger RNA, 533 nt
Organism: Acanthisitta chloris (rifleman)
Lineage: Eukaryota; Metazoa; Chordata; Aves; Passeriformes; Acanthisittidae
Product: neurofascin-like
Exons: 3
Source: RefSeq, a predicted model, not a curated record